Brettanomyces bruxellensis is the source of this 963-nucleotide messenger RNA. RefSeq lists its product as uncharacterized. Gene Ontology annotation, molecular function: protein binding. The transcript has a single exon. The coding region runs from base 1 to 963 and encodes 320 amino acids. The record is from RefSeq and is a predicted model, not a curated record. NCBI's taxonomy places the organism in Eukaryota, Fungi, Ascomycota, Pichiomycetes, Pichiales, Pichiaceae.
AUGGCUGAUUUGACAGCUCUCCGAGAAUCAGGAAAGAAUGCCUUUAAAAAUAAGUCGUAUGAUGAGGCCGUCAAGAUAUAUUCUGAAGCAUUGAAAUUGGAUAAGGAUAGUCCAAUCUGGUAUUCGAAUAGAGCAAUGGCGUAUACAAAACUGGAAAAAUGGAAUCAAUCACUUACUGAUUGUAAUAGGGGUCUUUCGUUACAUCCAAAGGGGAAAAUCAUGGUUAAGUUGCUAUGGAGAAAAGGUGUUUCUCUCAUAAAUCUUUCACAAUUCGAGGAAGCAAAGCAAAGUUUAAUGCAGGCUAAAUUAAUGGAUCCAGAUAACUCCGCUAUAACGAAAUCUAUAAGAACACUGCAAGCCAGAGAAAACGAUUUGAUAAAAAUCGAAAUUCAAGAAGUGGAUCAUUUGCCUGGAGACCUAUUGAAAUUUGAAAAAAAUGCAUCAUCUUCAAGCGGAAAGAUACCUUCAGAUGAUAGUCUUGAAAAGGAACUUUGUAAAAUUGAUGGAGUUACUGUCCCUUCAGUUAAAAGGAUAAAGCCAAUUGAGUCAAGACCAUCUAGUUCAGAACAGAAAAAGAAGAAUGAUCCUUUCACAGAUACAGCAAUGUACCCACCUCAACCUUCUGUGUACUUCCUAUCCACGCUAAAGACGAAAUUCACGGAUGAAAAUAAGCAUACAUACUAUUUAUACAUACUCCAUCUUGAUUCAAGCAUAUAUGGUAGUAUAUACAAGAUUGCUGGAGUGGAUUCCGGUUUUCUUCAACUUUAUGUGGAUGCUGCAUUGUGGUACUUCAAAACCUCAAACGAUGGUUUGUACAAUAAAAAGAUUGCAGAUACUAUUAGAACAUUUACUUCCCUUCCAAGAUUCAUGCUUUCUUCGAUGUAUAUAUCGUCUGAUAAGUCGAGGCAGCUUUUGGAUGAAAUACAAAGCAAGGCUGGGUCGGAUAUACACUCGUUGUGGUGA